AUGUUUUUGCAUGGUGAUUUGCAUGAGAAAGUUUAUAUGGAGCAACCUCAUGGGUAUGUUGCUCAAGGGGAGAGUGCUCAGAAAGUUAAGUCUUACUUACAGCAGCAUUUCCAAAUGAAAGAUUUGGGCGCUCUUGGGUAUUUUCUUGGCAUUGAGGUUGUUCAAAGCAAGAAAGGGCUUAGAAUGUUAGGCGGCUAUAAGCCUGUAGAUACUCCUAUGGAUCCUAAUGUCAAAUUUGGGGCGUCUAAUGAGAAGGAAUUUGCCGACAAACACCAGUACCGGAGGUUAGCUGGCAAACUUGUAUAUCUAACUGUUACCCGACCUGAUAUAUCCUAUGUUGUUGAUGUGAUUAGUCAAUUUAUGGAAUCACCUAAGCAGGUUAUUGUACCUUUGACGAGGGCAAUCUUGUUACAUACUUACAUGGGUCAUGGAGGAGUAAAAAGCAUACUCACCGUCGGAUGA
Molecule: messenger RNA, 462 nt
Organism: Telopea speciosissima
Lineage: Eukaryota; Viridiplantae; Streptophyta; Magnoliopsida; Proteales; Proteaceae
Exons: 4
Coding region: 1-462 (153 amino acids)
Source: RefSeq, a predicted model, not a curated record